GAAAAUGUGAUUAGCCGGCGCGAGUCACACGUGUCAAAUGUUUAGCUGUUUAGAUUUUCAAGUGAUGAACAACUUGUCAGCUGAACUGUAGUCAGCUGGAGCUUGCCGAAAGUACGAAAGAUAUUCAGAAACAUGUUUUGGAGCGUAGUGCUACUCAUAUCGUGUGUCAAACUAUUGUUGAUUCCGGCUUACCGGUCCACAGAUUUUGAAGUUCAUCGGAAUUGGUUGGCAAUCACUCAUAGUUUACCUGUUAAGAAGUGGUACACUGAAUCAACCUCAGAAUGGACUCUAGAUUACCCUCCCCUUUUUGCUUGGUUCGAAUAUUUUUUAUCUCAAAUAGCUCAAUUCUUCGAUCCAAAAAUGCUAAUUGUUACCAACCUCAAUUAUGCUUCACCUGAAACAAUUUUAUUUCAAAGAUUAUCUGUAAUACUGGCCGAUCUUAUGUUUGCAUAUGGGACAAGAGAGUGCUGUAAAUAUGUCACAAAUAGUGGUCUUCGAAAAAGUUCUCGCUGGAACUUCCGCUGGAGUUCCCCCUCAGCAAUGCUACAGCUGCUUUUAUUAGGCAAUGCUGGUCUUUUUAUUGUUGAUCACAUUCACUUUCAAUAUAAUGGUUUCCUCUAUGGAAUACAGCUUCUUUCCAUAGCAAAGAUCCUGCAGGGUUCAUAUGUGGCUGGUGCAUUUUGGUUUGCUGUUCUCUUGAAUUUGAAGCAUAUUUACGCUUAUGUUGCACCAGCGUAUUUAGUAUAUCUCCUGAGAAAUUAUUGCUUUCCAAAUGCUCCAGCAAAUGCAUCAUUGAAGGAGUUGCAUGCUCAUUUUUCAAUGAAGAGAUUCACUGAGCUGGGAUGCACAGUGCUUGGAGUCUUUAUUGUGUCGUUUGGACCCUUCCUUUUGAUGAAUGAGAUCGGAAACGUCCUGGGUCGGCUUUUCCCAUUUAAAAGAGGCUUGUCUCAUGCCUACUGGGCACCUAACUUCUGGGCCUUAUAUAACACAGCUGAUAAAUUUGCUGCAGUUGCAGGUCAAAGGUACAAAUUAUUGAAUGUGUCUACAAAUGCAGCUAUGACUGGUGGAUUAGUUCAGGAAUUUGAACACAGUGUUUUACCUUCAAUAACACCCCGUAUGACUUUUAUGUUAUCAUUGCUAUCAAUCACGCCCGCCUUAGUUAAAUUGUGGCUGAGCCCUGGCAACCCACUCCAUUUUGUGCGAUGCCUUGUGCUUUGUGCCUUUGGUUCCUUUAUGUUUGGAUGGCAUGUACACGAAAAAGCUGUGCUCAUGCUUAUAAUUCCUUUAACAGUUUUGGCUGUUGUCUGGCGGCGAGAGGCUCAGAUCUACCUUGUAUUGUCUACAGUCGGACAUUAUUCUUUAUUCCCCCUUUUAUUUACAGCAUUUGAACUGCCAAUUAAAGUGUUAUUGCUGUUGAUUAAUGCAUUAUAUGCAUUUCUUAACUUGUCACAUCUGUUUGCACUAGACAAGCCAGCAGCAUCUUGGACUUUGCCUCUUUUAAAUAGGACUGAGUCUUUGUAUCUAGUCGGUCUUUUACCUUUGUUCCUAUUUGAGCAAGUCUUUCACCCUGCUCUUGGUUUGAGUGAUAAGUUUCCCUUCUUACCCCUAAUGAUAACUUCAGCAUACUGUGCAAUUGGAGUUUUGUAUUGUUUUGUCCAAUAUUACUGGCAUUUCAUUGGAAUGUCUGGAUCUAAUCAUAAACGAAAAACUCAUUGAAAUAAUUAUCUGAAGCUUGUUUUAGUCUCAUUUUAGUUUGUUUUUUUUUGUUAGUUUUCAAUAUGUUUGUUUUUCGUAUAUGACUUGAUCUCUGGAUUUGUUCUGAGCUUGAUCUUAUUAUUUUGUGCCAAAGUUUUCUUCUCCUGAAUGUUUUCCUUCCACUGAAACUCAUACAAUGUGAAAUGAAUUAGGUGGAUUAGGACAAUACUUCAGUACUUUGUGAAGAAAGACUCAGAAAUUUGCUCCAUGUUGGAGCAGGUGUUUGAUUUAUGAUUAAAUUGACACUUUGUUCCACUAAAGUGACUAAAUGUCUAACUUUAUUUUGUAUCCUUCUAUUUUAUUGAAAUGUGCUUUCUCUGUUUAUAAGGUUUUAAUUUCUAGUUGAUCUAAUUUCUAGAUGACUUUAGUUACUCGUUAGUUGAUUUUUACAUCAUAAACAUAUCAGAUGAAAAUGAAGUGUGUGUGUGUGUGUUUGUAUGCAUGUAUGUGUGUUUUACACUGCUGUUUUGUGUUUUACUAAUGCAAGGUUAGUUGUAGUUUUGUGUUGAAGCAAGAAAAAAAAAAGGAACUCUACUUUGCAAAUGGUGUUGAAAGUUUGCAUGCCAUCAAAACAACAAAGUGUUCAAAUUUUACAUGGUUUUGAGUGCAUGUCAGAUUCAGUCUACGACAAAUUUGAAAAAAAAAAUUGUUUACAUUUCAUAUCAUAUGUGAUAAUACACUUAAUAAGACUUAUGUGAAACUUACUGUUCAUAGUUCGUGUCAAUCUUGAGUGACAGUUGCUGACUUGAAAGGACCAACAACUAUUUGAAGUGUUAUCACUUAAUUUAUUUUUCAACUGUGGUUUAUGGCUGGAAUUGUAACUUUCCUACUGUCUUUAAGUUGAUUUUGGUGAACUUCAUGGCUUGUUUCACUAUUUGGAUGAGUGCCUAGUGCAAUUGUUUUCCAAAAUCAUGUCUGCCAGUGUCCUUUUACCAUGUUCCAGAUGGGUGUGGUUUAGUAAUAAUUUUUUUAGAUUAUAAAUGAAAGUCAUUUCUGUGAUCUGUCUGAGCUUUUGUUAAGCCAGUGAUUAGUAAGUAGAUAUGUCCUUUUUGUAAAAAUAAAUAAAGUGUAAUUAAUCUAUG
Thrips palmi is the source of this 2837-nucleotide messenger RNA. It is a transcript of the gene xit, whose product is annotated as probable dolichyl pyrophosphate Glc1Man9GlcNAc2 alpha-1,3-glucosyltransferase. The transcript has 7 exons. The coding region runs from base 133 to 1716 and encodes 527 amino acids. The record is from RefSeq and is a predicted model, not a curated record. Gene Ontology annotation, molecular function: dolichyl pyrophosphate Glc1Man9GlcNAc2 alpha-1,3-glucosyltransferase activity. Gene Ontology annotation, cellular component: endoplasmic reticulum membrane. Lineage: Eukaryota; Metazoa; Arthropoda; Insecta; Thysanoptera; Thripidae. Gene Ontology annotation, biological process: protein N-linked glycosylation.